Molecule: messenger RNA, 1756 nt
Organism: Drosophila eugracilis
Lineage: Eukaryota; Metazoa; Arthropoda; Insecta; Diptera; Drosophilidae
Exons: 4
Coding region: 149-1216 (355 amino acids)
Source: RefSeq, a predicted model, not a curated record
GGGCUGCUUCGAAAUUCAGAACAUCUGUGCAAGAGCAAAUAAAAAGUCGAGCUGUGCGUGUUUUUUGGGAAUUUAAUUUUUCUCCCAACAUUUUCAAAUUGGACUCCAACUUCUUUGCCAAAUUGCCUCUUCCAACAAACCGGCAAUAAUGGAACACCAUAGCUAUGCCAAGAGUGGCUCGAAGAAAUGGUCCAAUGAAGAGAAACAUAUAUUGGUAGAGAAGCGUAUUGCGUCCGAAGAUGUAUUUUCCCGGUUCUCACCCAAGCACCUGGAGCCAUGGAAGAGAUUAAAGGAAUCGAACAAGAUUGGCGAUUUCAACGAGUUAGCACUUCGCAAGCAAUGGUAUUCCAUGGUACAACGCUACCGAGUGCUAAAGACCACUGUGAAGAGUGAUACUCUGGACCAGGAGACCAUUGAUAAGUUAGCCAAGGAGUGGGAGUUCUUUGGUAUAAUCCAUUCGUUUAUGAAUCAAAAGACUACAGAUCUGCAUUCAUACGCGCUCAAGGAACCAAAUGUUGAGACGCCGGCUAAUAACCUGACAAUAGCUAAUGUUUAUUCCUGUGAUCAGGCUCAACUUUCCCCACUGAUGGUAGGCGUACUCAAUGAUCAUAACUUUGGCGAACGCUCGCCCCCCAAGGAUGGCGGAGGCGAGGCCGAAGCUGAAGGUGAAGGUGAAAACGAUAGUGAAAUGGACAAUAGCGAACAAAACAACAAUAAUGAAACUAACAACGUCCAGAGCAACAACGAUGAGCUAGACAGACUGAUGGCCGAGGCUGCAAUGAAAGAAUCAAGCAGUGACGACGACGAUGAUGGUGGUUUGCUUCAGAUGAGCGAUGGCACCUAUCAAGAGAUUGAGUGCGGUCCAGUGAUGGUUGGCGGGGAGGUAUCCUUAUCUAAUAAUCAAUUUAGCGGCUUUAAUAGUGCUCCAGUAAUUGAGCACAGGGGCAAGCAGGGCAUGCCGCAUCGACGGUCCAGGAAAAUCAACUUAAAGAGGCUCUCCGAGAAAGAAAAGUAUUACAGACACCGUCGUUACUACGAACAGCGAAUGGAGAAACACAUGAGCACUCUACUCUCCGUAGUGGGUAAUAUAUUGAAGGAGUUUAAGCCAGAAAUAAAUUUCAAGCCACUGCUGGACCUUGCCGUCAAAAUGAACUACGGUAACUGUACACCAAGCACAACUGAAGAUGAGACCAGCGAUGACGAAAGCUGUAGCUGAGCGUUUAGUUCAUCAGCCAACCGUUAGAUGAUUCUUCGGUCAACUGUUUAGUUCCUAAGUGUGUAGCUCCAUCUCAAACGUAUUUUUAAAAUCACAAAAAAAAAAAAAUCAAGGCGAGAGCAGCGAACCGCUAGCGCUGUAUAUAGAUUUAGAUAGACACUAAACACGUUAAAUGAUAACUAAAAAACUGAAUACAUUAUAAAAAGCAUGUAAACAUUAGAUAUAAGAAGUGCAGCAACAGGAGCUCGAGAAUCUAGUGCCGAAUUUAAUCCGCGGCAAUAGAUCCUAGCACUGUUGCUCCACAUUGAUAAAACCCUGGUCGGCGCUCAAAUCACUCACAUCUCAACUGUAUUUCUAACAGAAAACAAAAAAAGAAAAAUCAAGGCGAGAACAGCGAACCGCUAGCGCUGUAUAGAUAUAUAGUAGAUAGACACAAAACACGUUAAAUGAUAACGAAAAACUGAAUACAUUAAUAAAAUGAAUGUAUGUAAACACUUGAUAAACAGGAAGCAAACCAAAUACAAAAUGUAUGAAAAUUAA